Pongo pygmaeus (Bornean orangutan) is the source of this 9883-nucleotide messenger RNA. It is a transcript of the gene FBXO22, whose product is annotated as F-box protein 22. The transcript is spliced from 8 exons. Lineage: Eukaryota; Metazoa; Chordata; Mammalia; Primates; Hominidae. Gene Ontology annotation, biological process: regulation of skeletal muscle fiber development; protein polyubiquitination; positive regulation of proteasomal ubiquitin-dependent protein catabolic process. The coding region runs from base 754 to 1896 and encodes 380 amino acids. Gene Ontology annotation, molecular function: protein binding. The record is from RefSeq and is a predicted model, not a curated record.
AAUAAAGGCAGUGAUUUUCACACAUUAAGACAAUUUUUUAAAAGCAAACAUUGUCCGUUCAAAAAUUGAGCUUAUGCUAUUUAAACAGGCAUUGGGACUACGAAGAGCAAUAAGUACUACCUAGUCCCUGCAAGGAAUUUGUGAAUUAGAGAAACAUGUAAACUCAGAAAUAUGGCGGUGCCACGGCAGUGAGAGGCACAGGCACAGAGGAAGAAUUUAUUUUCACUGCAGGAGGCCUCCUAGAAAGUUGCCAGGCGCGGUGGCUCGUGCCUGUAAUUCCAGCACCUUGGGAGGCCCAGGCGGGAGAAUCGCUUGAGCCCUGGAGUUUGAGACCAGCCUGGAGAGCAUAAGGAAACCCGUCUCUACAAAAAAUACAAAAAUUAGCUAGGCGUGGUGGCGGGAGCUUGUAGUUAAAGCUACGCGGGAGGCUGAGGCGGGAGGAUCGCUUGAGCCUGGGAGGUAGAAGCUGCAGUGAACAGAGGCCGCGCCACUCCACUCCCGCCUGGCCACAGCAUUAGACCCAAUCUCAAAAAUGAAGAAAACAGUUCCGAGCGUAUUACGGAACGGAUGGCUUCAUCCUCGGAGUACGGGCUCCAGGCCAGGGAACGCACCGGCGUUGCCACGCCCACCUUCCCCGUCCAGCCGGAAGUGGCGCGGAGGCCUGCUCAGUGUGCGCCGGCCGGGCAACCCUAUGCUGGCGUAAUCGGGUUCCUCCGAGCCGCCGUAGGACUGGUUCCGGCGGGCUGGUGAGGAAUGGAGUCGGUGGGCUGCUGCGGCGACUGCCGCGGCUCCUCCGUAGACCCACGGAGCACCUUCGUGUUGAGUAACCUGGCGGAGGUGGUGGAGCGUGUGCUCACCUUCCUGCCCGCCAAGGCGUUGCUGCGGGUGGCCUGCGUGUGCCGCUUAUGGAGAGAGUGUGUGCGCAGAGUAUUGCGGACCCAUCGGAGCGUAACCUGGAUCUCCGCAGGCCUGGCCGAGGCCAGCCACCUGGAGAGGCAUUGCUUGGUUCGAGUGGUAGCAGAGGAGCUUGAGAAUGUUCGCAUCUUACCACAUACGGUUCUUUACAUGGCUGAUUCAGAAACUUUCAUUAGUCUGGAAGAGUGUCGUGGCCAUAAGAGAGCAAGGAAAAGAACUAGUAUGGAAACAGCACUUGCCCUUGAGAAGCUAUUCCCCAAACAAUGCCAAGUCCUUGGGAUUGUGACUCCAGGAAUUGUAGUGACUCCAAUGGGAUCAGGUAGCAAUCGACCUCAGGAAAUAGAAAUUGGAGAAUCUGGUUUUGCUUUAUUAUUCCCUCAAAUUGAAGGAAUAAAAAUACAACCCUUUCAUUUUAUUAAGGAUCCAAAGAAUUUAACAUUAGAAAGACAUCAACUCACUGAAGUAGGUCUUUUAGAUAACCCUGAACUUCGUGUGGUCCUUGUCUUUGGUUAUAAUUGCUGUAAGGUGGGAGCCAGUAAUUAUCUGCAGCAAGUAGUCAGCACUUUCAGUGAUAUGAAUAUCAUCUUGGCUGGAGGCCAGGUGGACAACCUGUCAUCACUGACUUCUGAAAAGAACCCUCUGGAUAUUGAUGCCUCAGGUGUGGUUGGACUGUCAUUUAGUGGACACCGAAUCCAGAGUGCCACUGUGCUCCUCAACGAGGACGUCAGUGAUGAGAAGACUGCUGAGGCUGCGAUGCAGCGCCUCAAAGCGGCCAACAUUCCAGAGCAGAACACCAUUGGCUUCAUGUUUGCAUGCGUUGGCAGGGGCUUUCAGUAUUACAGAGCCAAAGGGAAUGUUGAGGCUGAUGCGUUUAGAAAGUUUUUUCCUAGUGUUCCCUUAUUCGGCUUCUUUGGAAAUGGAGAAAUUGGAUGUGAUCGGAUAGUCACUGGGAACUUUAUAUUGAGGAAAUGUAAUGAGUGAGCCAUCUUGGACCCUGAAGAGGAGGCAACACACCAUUGUAGAAGAAAAACAACAGAAGGAUCCUGGUCCCUGUACAACCUCGUUGAAGAAACACCAUAAGUGGCGUGGACUAUCCACCUCCAGACUGUUUUACAAGAGAGAAAUUAGCAUAUUCCACCUAAUACAGUAUGAUGUAACUAAUGUUACUUUUGUAACAGUCAGUGGUUUGUUCUAACAGGACAGCAGAACACUUGCAAGGUAAGUAAAGCCAAAUGUAUUAGCAUUAUUCCUGCUUUUCCUUUUUUGUCACUUUUAUCCUUUUUUUAAAACUGAAAAUAUUUUUCUCUUGCUAUUUAUAUAUAUAUAUGAUAAAAAUGCUUGGAAGAUUCCUUUAAUUUAUGGUUAUUCUAAAUCCUAGUUCCUGAGGAAAGUCCAAAGAAAAAUUUGUCAAAACUUUUCAUCUGUGAAUAUUUAUAUUUAGCUCUUGCUAUUUAGCUAUUAUCAAAAUACCUCAAAAUUUUAGUCCUUGAAUGUGCUCAUAUAGCCCAUAAGGCAAAUAUUUUUUAAACUUUAUUGUCCCUGAUAUUAACCAGAAUUGGUUGAAUAGUAGAGGAAAAGGGAUUUUUAAAACUGAAAAUAUGAACAAAAUGAGCUUUAGAAUUGAAUGGAUUAUUUUAAACAAAUUAAUACUCAUAUAAAAUGUUUUGCUUCUUCUCAAAGAGUCUGAUACAGGAUAAUUUCAUAUAAUAUUUGAUGUUGUUAAAGCGUUCCUUUUUAUAGCUGAGCCUUUGGAGCUUGUUAUGAACAGUAAAAUCAUUUAGUCACAUGGUUGUAAACUUAGUGCAAAGUAAAAAGGGAAAAGUUGACCUAAUAGAAACAAUAGUAGUAUUGAUAAGAACAAAAGUCAUCCUCCCUGCCUCUCAGAGGCCCUGAAGUUCUGUGAGGAAGGGAAAUAGUAAUUUAACCAAAGUUAAAACUGUGUAACUCAUUUAUUACAAUUUUGAAAGGCUUGUCUUAGAAGCAUUAAAGGAGUAUUAGCUAAAAACAAACUAAAUUCCUAGAGAUGACAAUCAUUGUAGUCCUCUGUGAAACUGAAAAUGAUCACAUGAAAUAAAUGUGAGCAUAAAAAAGAGAAGUAAAGGUGUACCCUUAGUCUACAUACUGAGCUGACGAUCAGAUCAUAGAACGCUUUAUUUAAUCAAGACAUUUAAAAAUACUUAUUUCAUAUACAUACUUUCAAAGCAAAAUAAUCUCUGGGGCUAGUUUCCUUUGUAUAAGGCUUAAGCAAGGAAUAUAUUUCCAUGCCCUUUGAUCCAAGUAAAAUCUAAGGAAGAGGGAAAAUAAACCUUGAAAUUAAGACCUAGAAAUAGAUCCACCCUUGCAGAUUGAUAAAAGUGGGCAAUCUAGUAGGCCAAUUCACAUUACAGUUAUCUCAGUUUUGCUUAAAGCAAACCCUAACCCUCAACCUACGAGGCCAGAUAGCAAAAGACGUGCAACUAGUUUAUAUUGCAAAUUUAACAAAGUGAACAAGCAAAGAAUUACAAUAGAAAUAAACUUUUACAAAUCUGAGAACUUUCUAUGCAAUCUGCAGAAAUUUUUAAGAAUAUAAAUGUGCUUUUGUCAUUUUAUACCCAGUCUGGCCCAGGUUUGCACUGCCAUAAAUUCAGUUUUAAUGGGAACAGAAGACUCCAGAUCCUCUUGAUGGGAAGAAAUCAUGAAAUUUUAGAUGAUUGACUUGAUUUUCAUUUGUAGAAACUGGGUAUGAGUUGGCUUAAUGAAAAUCCUAAAAUAAUAAAAUAAGCAUUAGUAAUAAUAUCCUUGUUAAAUGAACAAAAUGAAUACGAUAUAAAGAACGUGGUACCAGAAAGUUACUUUAAUAUUGACCCUAUGUAGGGAAGAAUAAUCAAAUAUUUGCAAAAUAUGUUAUUUUUGUUAUAUAUUUAACUUCUGCUCUAUGCUACAACUGAAGACAGGUUACGAGAACGUGUGCUACUACAAAGUAGGAAACUGGCAGAAGCCAAUAAGUAUCACUUAAUAUUUUGGUAUGGAAACUUUUCUUUUUUUUUUUUUUUUUGAGAGAGUUUCACUUUUGUUGCCCAGGCUGGAGUGUAAUGGCACAAUCUCGACUCAUUGCAACCUCCACCUCCUGGGUUCAAGUGAUUCUCCUGCCUCAGCCUCCCGAGUAGCUGGGAUUACAGGCAUGCGCCACCACGCCUGACUAAUUUUAAUUUUGUAUUUUUAGUAGAGAUGGGGUUUCUCUGUGUUGGUCAGGCUGGCCUCAGACUCCGACCUCAGGUGAUCUGCCUGCCUCAGCCUCCCAAAGUGCUGGGAUUACAGGCGUGAGCCACUGUGCCCAGCCAGAAACUUUCAAUUCUUAAAACAGAUUUAUAAAAGUUUUUGCUAUAUAGUGACUGUUAGCCAGCAAAAACAGGCAAGAUUGAUUAAUUUAGAAGAAAUUGAAAGAAAAUAUAUUUAUUAAUGUUGCUUUUAAAUGCAAAUUAUCAGAUUGAGAAUUUUGAGACCAUUGACAUUUUUCUAAUUAUGACUAACUAAAAUUUAAUCACUAUACUUAAUAAACAUACUCUAUUCAAGGUCUUGAAAUAAAAUUAUAGGGAGGAAUAAAACAUAAUUGACCCCAGCGACAUCAGCAAAAUUGGCGGACUAGGAAGCUGCAAGCUUGUGUUUGCCCAUCAAAACAUUAAAAAAAAAAAAGAGGCUGGGUGCGGUGGCUCACGCCUGUAAUUCCAGCACUUUGGGAGGCCGAGACGAGGAGAUCAAGACCAUCCUGGCUAACACAGUGAAACCCCAUCUCUACUGAAAGUACAAAAAAUUAGCCAGGCGUGGUGGCGGGCGCCUGUAGUCCCAGCUACUCGGGAGGCUGAGGCAGGAGAAUGUUGUGAAACUGGGAGGCAGAGCUUGCAGUGAGCCGAGAUCCUGCCACUGCACUCCAGCCUGGGCGAUGGAGCAAGACUGUCUAAAAAAAAAAAGCAACUGUCUGAACGAACUCUGUUAGAGCUUUGGAAAACAGUCAAAGGUUUACAGCAACCAAAAGAAUGCCCAAUCAUCUUCAGAAUGGUAGGAAAAUUUUGUGACUUUUUAGUGGCUCUUGCCCCAACCCCUCCCUACAUUGUGGCAGUCUUAAAGCAGCAGAAGCCCAGGCCCCUCCCUUGAACUGGAGAAAACAUACUAGACUUUUUUUGCAAAUUACUGUGUACAUUUUUUUCUAACCUGUCUGGGGAUACCUGAAGGACUGACACAAGGUCACAUCUUUGUUUUGCCUAACUGGUAGGGUGGGCACUGCUUAUAAAAGCUGCAAAGAACCACAGGUGCAUGGGUCAAGAGGUUAUGGGUGUAAACAUAAAGUAGAACAACUGAGGCCCAGAGGAGAAUCUGGGGUAAGACUUUGGGAAAUUAAGAACAGUUAUAUAUACAGAGGGGAUUUAAAAUGCGACAUGCAUGCCCAGGGAAAACACUUGUCCAGAAAGUUCUAAGACCCAAGCUUUCACCUUGCUCUGGUCCCUAAGCCCAAAAGCAGGCCAAAGUAAGUAUUGAAGGAUUACCUGGCACAAAGCUGAUUUGUAAAAUCUAGGAUAGCUCCUAGCAUUCAAGGGAAUUUAUGUCAAAAUAGCUGAACAUGACAUAAAAGGAAGAGAGUCUUCAGUGAUCACACAUAAAAGGAAUAGUCUUUUAUAAAAAUAAUUUGGAAAACUCUCAAAACAAAUGGAUGACAGCUUUUAAAAAUAAAAAUAAAUGAACCAGAAAACCAUGGGGAAAGGAAAGAAUCUCAUACCUAGAGUUACCAUAUUAUAAUAGUGAAUAUCCAACUCUCAAGGAAAAAAAUCACAAACCAUACAAAGGAACAGGAAAAUAAUGCGCAUUCAAAAGAUCAAAAUUAAUUGACAUUGUCCUAAUGAAGGACAUUAAACUAGACAUAUACUUUAAAACAACUCAAAUAUGCCCAAAGAACUAAAGGAAAGCAUGAACAAGGAAUUAAAGGAAAUCAGGAAAAUGAUACAUGAACAAAAUCAGAAUAUCAACAGAGAUAGGCAUUAUAAAAAAAUUCUGGAAAAGAAAAGUAUAAUUAAUGAGAUUUUCACUACAGGGGUUCAGCAGCAGAUAUAAGCAGGUAGAAGAAAGAAUCAGCAAACUUGAGGUGGGAUCAUUGAAAGCAGAAACAACAAAUCAAGCCUCCAUAGUUUUAAAAGAUACAUAGCACACACAAAGAAGUGAAGAAGAUACGGUGCAUUUUUGAACCACAACAGGAUGUAGUUAGAAAUCAGUAACAAAAGGAAAAUUGGAAAAUUCACAAACUUGUGGAAAUUAAACAAAACACUCAACCAAUGGGUCAAAGAAGAAAUCACAAGGGAAAUUAAAAAGAGAAAAAUGCAACAUUCCAAAAUUUAUAGGAUGCAGUGAAAGCACUGCUAAAAGGGAAAUUUAUAGACAUAAAUGCUUACAUUAAAAAACAAAAAACAUCUCAUGUCAACAACCUGACUUUACAACUUAAGGAGAGGGGGAAAAACACACUAAAUCCAAAGCUAGCAGAUGGAAGGAAAUAAUAAAGAUUAGAACAGAUAUAAUAAAUUGAAUAAAGAUUAGAAACACUAGAGAAAAAUCAGUAAACUACAAAUUCUUUAAAAGACCAUAAAGUUGGAAAGCCUAUGUCUAGAUAGACUAAGAAAAAAAGGAAGACUCAAUUGCUAAAAUAAAUGAAAAUGGGAACAGCACUCUAGAUUCUGGAAAAAUGAAAAGGGUUAUAAAAGAAUACCUUCGACAAUCUAGAUGAAAUGGUCAAAUUCCUAGAAAUGCAAAACAUACCACUGCUGAACUUUGAAAAAAAUUUAAAAAUCUGAAUAGAACUAUAACCAGUAAGGUAAUUGAAUUAGUAAUCAAAAUUCUCCUGGAAAAAAUGCGCUGGACCUGAUGGUUUUCACUUGUGAAUUCUACCAAAUAAGAAGAAAUAGCCCCAAUCCCUCUCAAACUUUUCCCAAAAAUUGAAGAGGAAGGACGCUGCCUAAUUCAUUCUGAUGCUGACGCCAGACAAAGAUGCUACAAGAAAAGAUUACAGACCAGUUAUUCCUUAUGAUGACUGAUUCAACACUUGUCAAUACUAGGAAACUGAAUUUAGCAGCAUAUUAAAAGGAUUGUACACCACUACCAAAUGGAAUGAAUUCCUGGAAUGCAAGGAUGGUUCAACAUACAAAAAUCAAUAUAAUAUACUACAUGAACAGAACGAAGCAAGAACAACCAGAUGAUCAUCUCAAUUGAUGCAGACAAAGCAUUUGACAAAAUCCAGCAGGCUCUUGUGAUUAAUAACACUCAACAAAUGAGGGAUAAGAGGAAACUACCUCAACAUAAUAAAAGCCAGAUAUGAAAAGCCCACGGUAGACACCAUACUUAGUGGUGGAAGUUUUUCCUCUAAGAUCAAGACAACAAUGCUCAUUUCACCAUUCCUAUUCUACACAGUACUAGGAGUUCUAGCCUGAGCUAGAAAAAUAAAGACAUCCAAGAUGGAAAGUAAGAAGUAAAAUCCUAUGUGUUCACAAAUGAUAUGAUCUUUAGACAACCCGAAAGAUUCCACACCAAAAAAUAAAUAACUGUUAAUUUAGUAAGGUAGCAGGAUACAAAGUCAAACCACAAAAAUCAGGUGCAUUCCUAUACACUAACAAUGAACAACCUGAGAAGGAAAUUACAAGAGCAGUCCCAUUUACCAUAGCCCAAAAAGAAUAAAAUGCACAGAAAUUAGCUUACCCAAGGUGGGUGGUGAAUGGCUUGUACAAUGAAAACUACAAAACAUUGCUUCAAUAAAGAUAAAAAUAAACGGAAACACAUCUCAUGUUCAUGGAUUGGAAAAUCUAAUGUUAAUAUGUCAGUACUACUCAAAGUGAUGUACAGAUUCACUACAAAAAUCUCUAUCAGAAUCCUAGGAUUUUUUUUUUUUUGCAGAAAUAGAAAAACCCAUCCUGAAUUUCAUAUGGAAUCUGAAGGGAUCCCAAAUAGCCAAAUCAGUCUUGAGAAAGAAGAACAAAUUGGAGGACUUACACCUGCAGAGUUUAAAACUUACUAUAAUGCUACAGUAUAUACACAAAAUAAUCAAAACAAUGUGAUUCUGGCAUAAAGGCAGACGGACAGACCAAUGGGAUAGACUGGAGAACCUAGAAAUAAACCCUCUCAUAUGUGCUAAAUGAUUUUUGACAAGGGUGCCAAGGCUAUUCAAAGGAUAGUUUUUUCAACAAACAGUGAUGGUAAAGCUGGAUAACCACAUGGCUAAAGAACAAAGUUGCAACCUCACUCAUUUGCAAAAAUUAACUCAAAAUGGACCAAAGACCUAAAUGUGAGAGCUAAAACCAUAAAACUCUUAGGAUGUGGCAAUGGUUUCUUGGAUAUGACACCAAAUUCACAGACAACAAAAGAAAAAAUAGGCAAAUUGUACUUCAUUAAAAUUUUAAAAUUUUGUGCAUCAAAGGACACUAUCAACAGAGUAAAAAGAUUACCUAUGGAGUGGGAGGAAAUAUAUGCAGUUCACAUACCUAAUAAGGAUUAAACAUCCAGAAUACAUACAUAACUCCCAAAAUGCAAUAACAACGUAAAAACCUGAUUUAAAAAAUGGCAAAGGAUUUGGAUAGAUCUCCAGAGAGGACAUGCAGAUAGCCAAUGAGCACAUGAAAAAAUGCUUAGCAUCACUAUAAACAGUAAGGAAAUGCAAAUCAAAACCACAUUGAGAUACCACUUCAUACCCACUGUGUCUUAUUAAACACACAAGUGUUGGCAAAGAUGUGGAGAAAUUGGAACUCUUAUUACUGAUGGAAAUAUACAGUGGUAUGCAGCUGCUGUAGAAAACAGUAUGGUGAUUUUCCAAUUAAAUAUAGAAUUGUCAUUUGAUUCAGCAAUUGCAUUUCUGGGUAUAUAUACAAAAUAAUUGAAAGCAGGGGCUUGAGGGUAUAUUUGUAUACCAGUGUUCACUGCAGCAUUAUUCACAGUAGUCAAAAGGUAGAAACAACCCAAAUACCCAACAGAUGAAUGGAUAGACAAAAUGUGUUAUAUCCAUACAAUGGAAUAUUAUUCAGCCAUAAAAAGGAAAUUCUGCUACAUACUACAUCAUGGAUGAACCUUUAAGACAUUAAGUGAAGUAAAUCACAAAAGGACAAUACUAUAUGAAUCCACUUAUGUGAGGUACCUAGACUAGUGAGAUUCAUAGAGACAAAGUAGAACAAAUAUUACUUUUUGUCACAGGGGGCAGGAGGGAAUGGGAAUUUAUUGUUUAAGGGGCACAGAGAUCAGUGUGGGAUCAUGAAAAAGUUCCGGAGGUGCAUAGUGGUGACUGGUACAUAUAACGAAUGUAUUUAAUGCCUUUAAACUAACUUCAAAAUGGUUAAAAUUUAAAUCUUAUGUACAUUUUGCCACAGUAAAUUUUUAAACCACCAAAAAAAAAAAAACAAAACAAAAAACAUAUGGCCUAGCUUUUUUUUAAAAAAAAAAAGGGGGGGUGGUAUUUAAUCACAAGUCAUAGAGGAACUUUUAAGUGUAUACUGCUAAGUGAAAGAAGUUAGUCUGAAAGGCUACAUACUAUUUGAUUUCAAAUACAUGACAUCCUGGAGAAAGCAAAGUUAGUAAAGACUGGUUGCCAGAGGUUCAGUGGAGAGGGAGGGGUAAAUACAUGGAGUAGAGAUUUUUAGGGUGGUGAAACUACUGUAUACAACACUAUAAUAGUGGAUACAUGACAUUAUAUAUUUGUCAAAAUCCAUAAAGACAUACAACAAAAAGAGGACCCUUCAUGUAAAUUAUAGGCUUCAGCUAGCCUGGGUGACAGAGUGAGACUUUGUCUCAAAAAAGAAAGUAAAAAUGUGUGAAUAUUGGUUAAACAAGUAUACCACACUAGUGCAAGAUGUUAAUAAUAAAGGCCUGGGGUGGGGGGAAGCAUAGGGGAACUCUGUACUAUCUGCUCAGUUUUUCUGAAAAUCUAAAACUUCUAACAACAAAGUCUAUUAAAAUUAUGUGAGAGCUUUUC